Molecule: messenger RNA, 2059 nt
Organism: Hydra vulgaris (swiftwater hydra)
Lineage: Eukaryota; Metazoa; Cnidaria; Hydrozoa; Anthoathecata; Hydridae
Product: proton channel OtopLc
Biological process (GO): proton transmembrane transport
Cellular component (GO): membrane
Molecular function (GO): proton channel activity
Source: RefSeq, a predicted model, not a curated record
UUUUUUUUUUUUUUUUUUUUUACGACAAAAUUUUAAUUCAAGGAUAAAAUUGGUUCAUAUAAAUGGUCUUCAAACAAAGAAAAAUGCUUAAACAACAGAAAUAUACAUUAACAGAAAUAGAAAAGUCAUCUUCUUUAAGCUUGUAUUACUUUUGACAAUACCGAACAAAAAUUGAAAAAAAAGACAGGUAUAAAACAGAAUGAAACACAAUGAUAUAUUGACAAUCAAAAAACUUAAACUUAUAAUGGACGGUGACCAAAAGCAUUACAACCAUGAUAUUAACAAUUCAGUAGAUAAUUCACAAAACAGUUAUGUAAAUAGCAAACAAAAAAAUGAAUGCACAAAUAAAUUUUUUAUGAUUCUUAUGUAUCUUCUGGAACCCAUACUUCCAUCUGACGGAACGAAAUCCGACGGGCGUAUUGCAAGCGUUGUCUAUUUAAUAUGCUUAACGACAGCAGGGAUUGUUAUGAACAUUACUGCAUGGUUACAAAAUGAUUCUAAUAUUGUGGGCAUAACAACUGAUCACAUUGACGGUUUUCUUAUAACAUGUAUUCUACCUGCCCUAAUUUGGAUAUCAUAUAUAUUUUGCAAAAAAAAUGACCGUAAAACUGUUGACUUUAUAAGCACAUUACCGCAUUCACAUAGACCUUUAAUGGCAGGAGCAUAUGUUUUCGGAGCCGGCAGUUCCGUUAUGGAUAUUUUGCAUAUUUCUUUUUAUCUGCAAUGUUCUAGCAAUAUAUCAAGUUUAUUCUUUUCCCUUUUUAAAGCUGUAUUUAUACUAACUCAGAUUCUUUUUUUAAGAAAGUUUGCAAAUGCUACUUGGCACAAAUCGCAAAACAUAAGGUUGGUGUUGUUUCAUAUUCUUGGAACAAAUAUAUGCAUUUGGUUUCGUGCUCUGUUCAGUCACGCCGAACUUCUUUUUAAAUCUGCUGAAGAAGCAGUACCAGGUCAUAGAUUUUGGUGUGGUGCUGAUAAUGUACCAAUGUCUAGGAUAUGGAGCAUCAGUGAACCAUAUCUUUAUCCUUUUACUAUGGAGUAUUCACUUAUUGCUGGCGGUAUGUUGUAUACAAUGUGGAGUGGAAUGAGAGAUUUAGAUCCUGAUCCACAAGACAUUUACAUAUAUGAUGAAAUACAUCACGAUGCUGAAGGAGAUGAUAAAGAUCGAAACAUGAAAGAUUUCCCCGACGAUAGUUCUGGUUAUCUUGGAAGUGCUUGCAGCCCAUCGUUAUCUCGAUCCCAAAGCCACAUUUCAUUAUACAGUCGAAUUUCAAACCAAUCUAUUUGUAAAUCAUGUCUGGAAAUUCACGAAUCACAUGAGAUUACAGAUACAAAAAAACCAUCUUCAGAUCCAGGAUUUCUUCUCGGAAUAUUGCUUUCUAUUUUGUUAUUUAUUUCAGUAGCAUUUCUUUGGAUUGACAAGGAUUCUUUCCAUGCUUUAAAGUUUUAUUAUAUUUACCAGAUUACUCUUCAUUCGAUUACAAUAGUUUGUUUAUGGAUGAUUUUAAAAGCGCUUCAACUGCAGCGUCCUUCUUGGUAUCCAUACAAAUCGGACGAUUCCCUCCUAAUUGUAUCAUUUACUGGUGUUUUCUUAUACUCUGGGUUAAGUUUCACCGCAGCAGUGACAGAGAUACAAUAUUUUGAAGGAAUUGGUAUAUUUUCUCUGAUUAAGUCUAUACUAGUACUUAUAGAGUCAAUGCUUCAAGUUACAACUAUAGUUAAAGCCAUGCGAUUUAGACCGUCUUUAAUGACAGGAACACACGAAGAGUUAGUAAGACAAGGUGCUUUAUUUUUAAUGACAACAAAUCUUGCAUUAUGGGGUCAAGACUCGUUCUUUGAAUUGCGAAAUCUUUCAACAACACCUGUUCAGACAAAACUUUUUGGUGAAACUGCAUGGCGUGCCAUAACUAUAUUUGCUUACCCAUUGUGUAUAUUUUUUCGAUUUCAUUCUGGAGCAUGUCUUUUUGAAGUUUGGAGCUCUUUUAAACAGUAAUAAUUUUAAAAUUUUCUUUUAACAACUAAAAUAGGUUGUGUAAUAUUUCUAUAAGAGUCAUUUCUUACA